Messenger RNA from Lathyrus sativus (Indian pea), 633 nucleotides. The record is from the annotation of a GenBank genome assembly. NCBI's taxonomy places the organism in Eukaryota, Viridiplantae, Streptophyta, Magnoliopsida, Fabales, Fabaceae.
AUGAAUAAGAAGCUUUCAAGAAACACAGAGAUUGACACAAGAGCACCAUUUAGGUCUGUCAAAGAGGCUGUCUCGUUAUUCGGAGAUAAAGUUUUAGCCGGUGAGCUCUACGCAAAUGUAACCAAACUCAAACAUCAGAUACACGUUGGAGCAAAUGAAAAUGAGGCUGAUCAAUCUUCAAGGAUCGAAAACGUUGCAGCCGAGCUAGAAGAGACGCGGGAGAAUCUAGAGAAAGCUAAAGAAGAAAGCAUGUUAAUGGCACAUUGUAUGUCAUCUCUUCAAGAAGAACUCGAACGCACGAAGCAAGAACUCGAACAUUUGAAGCAACGAGAAACAGAAAAACAUCAAGUGGAACCAUCAGAAACCGAGGACGUGAAGUUCGUGGAGAAUUUAAACACGUUUGAAGUGAAAAGUUCAAGAUUCGACGACGAAUUAAUGAUGGAGUUUCAAAAGAAACGGUACGUGACAUUCGCGAAUCCGCCGUCUGUUUCUCAUGUCAUGUUGCCACAAAAUCAAGGUGUUGAAAAAUUGGAAAGGCACCCUUCUCUUAGAAAGAAGAAGAAGAAGUCAUUGAUUCCACUUAUUGGAGGCAUUUUUUCUAGGAAAAAGGGAACAAGCCAAGAAGUUGCAUGA